AUGAAGAUCAACACCGAACUUGGAGGCGUCAAUUCGCUACCAAGGUCAGGUGCUUUGGAGAAGCUCAUGAGCGCUCCAUUCAUUGUUAUAGGGCCAGGUGCCGAUGUGGGAUAUCCUGCACCUGGCACAGUCAACCAGCCCUCUGUGACUUCUCUCGUCUAUUUGUUUGAUCAGUAUUAUGCUGCACACUGGCAGUCCAGGUAUGAGGCAAUGAUAUCAGUCCAGCACCACAUCAAGAGAAAAAUCGAUGAGUUGCACUUGCUGGUUUAUCUAUCACAAGCAAUCAACAAAUUUGACGAGCGUAACAGGGUCACACCUAUGGGAAUACAGAAUCAUGGGAAAGAGGAAAUCAAGGACAUCACAGGGGCGAUUGAUGACAUCUGGUGCAACAAAAGUUCAAAAUCAGAGUUAACAUUCAUAGUUGUAGGUAAACGGCACCAUGUCCGAUUCUUCCUGAAGAACAGGAACGAAGCGGACAAGUCUAGGAACUGCCCUGCAGGAUUCAUCGCUGACCAGGGAGUGGACAAUCCCGCAGUUGGGAUGGCCUCACACCCUGUUCUGGGUGACAAGGGUGGCAUUAACUGA
Molecule: messenger RNA, 585 nt
Organism: Suillus paluster
Lineage: Eukaryota; Fungi; Basidiomycota; Agaricomycetes; Boletales; Suillaceae
Exons: 7
Coding region: 1-585 (194 amino acids)
Molecular function (GO): nucleic acid binding
Source: RefSeq, a predicted model, not a curated record